AACAUGGCUGCCCUUUUUUCAGAGCUGGACGAAGAGACAUAUUUUCUUGAACAAAACACGCUUAACCUCCUGGGUUUUUUAAGCCAAAAUAUCCUUUUGGUCCAUACUUUACAGUUUAGUAUCACAUAAUGUUGUCAAUUUGGAAUGUGUUUAGAGGUACGGUGAAGAUAACGGUGACGGUGUGUAUGUUGACAGUAAUUAGUAUAUGACCGGGCGGAGGGGGUUCCCCAAGUGAGAAAUCCGAUGAUUGUGCAUUAUUAUUAUGUGCCAGAAUUAUUGUUUGCGUGAGUGUAUAACCAAGUAGAAAACUAAACAUGUUUUCCACAUGAUUAUAUCAAGAACCGGUUAAAAAAAGAGCAAAGGCUGAUCCUGCACGCUUUUCUUUUUACCGAUGCCGAAGAGUAUUGCCAACCAGAACAGCAGUUGAACACUGAAGCAAGGUUCAACUCACUCUAUAUUUCUAUUCGCGUUUUGCUUUUGCAGGCUAUGGAUCUUCCCGUGCCAAACGCCCAGGUUGUUUCGGAUUAUUUUCGUCGCGUCCUGACAGAUAUCCUCGAAGACCUUGUCAAUAAGGUUCCCAAUGAUGGAUACACAUCCAAUACUGAAAUUGUCAAGCAGUCGUUGAGAGAAAUCUCCAAUUUGUACAAACACGGACUCCGGUUUUCCAAUUCAGGUUUGCGUACUGACUGGAAUGAACCGGCCAACCGCUGUGCUUACGUGUUUCUUUACCUGAUGCACCAUUGCUAUCUCGUGUACGGCUCGCUUCAGUACUCGGAUGAGGUCACAAGAAGUUGGCGCAACAGGAGCAGUUUGAAGGUUUGCAGCAUCGGAGGCGGGCCUGGGUCGGACCUGGUUGGCUUGACAACCUUCCUCCGGGUGCAUGGCAUCUUCCCGCCUUCUCUGGAAUGCCUUGUCUUGGAUCUGUACCCCAACUGGAAAGACACCUGGGACACGAUAUACAACCACCUACCAGAUGCCUUUAGUGUAACUUAUUGCAGGUGUGAUCUGGUCAAAGACACACAACUCCACACCCGAGAUCUGCAGUUCAUCAAACAGGCUGAUAUCAUCACAAUGUCUAAAUCUUUCUCAGCAGUGUCUGCUUUCUACCGAGCCGACCCCUCCAAAGGCGCGUUCCUUCGGGAUGUUCUCCAGCAGACCAAACCGGGCUGCUUCGUUCUGUUCAUCGACAAUGAAUACAGCGGUUGUACUCAGUUUCAGCGGGACUUUGCAUCUCGAGCCGGUAUGGAUUUAGUAUUUGAAUUCCGCGGCAAGCCCACUUUUCCAAAGGGGGCAUAUUCAUUUACCAUCCGAAAGCACAAUAGUCUGUUCGACUUCAGUCCGAUGCGCUCCUGCGACGUGACUAUCCAGUUAUUCCGAAAGAAGGGAGCAGUUCAGUCUCGUCAAGCCGUCAAUUCGGCUGUUCCCCCUGUGGGUAUCUCAAGUUCCUCUCGGAGUACACCCCACCAUGAUGUGAUUUCCAGUUACGACGUCUUCCACGAAAUCGCCAUAAGGAACACCGUAACGCCACGAGCAACAUCCCCGCAAUACUCAUCGGGCAUUCCGCAGGCUGCAAGCAAUGUCUACCCAGCAUAUUCCAUCUAUAACCAACCAUACUCCUCUCACCGUACCGCGACCGUGGAAAGACCCUCAUCAGGAAGCUACAGAACACCGACAACCCCAGCUGACUCCAGCCACGUCAAUAUCUCUGUGAUCUCCCAUCAACCCAAACGAGUCGAUCAAGCACCCAAGCCAAGCAAUUCAGCACUUGUCCCUAAGCCAAGCAAGCAAACAUCCAACCGACAAGCAUCUCGUGUCGCAAACACUAACCCUAACAGUUAUCGGUCAAGAGACGAAAGACAACAUCAGGACGAUGAAGAUGAAACCACAUUGUCCAGAUAUUGCUGCCCGCAGGCAUGCACAAUUUUGUAAGCCUCUCGAGUCUAGAGUGUUCACCUGCAUAAUUUAUUUUAGAUAAAAAUUUUCAUGGACUUGAUUCAAGUCUGUAGACCUUCUAUAUAUAUGGAGUCUUCGAAUAUACGUUUUUAAAAAUAAUUAAGAAAUUAACAAUUUUUGUAUUCAUCGUUUGUUCAGACGUCAGUUUUUGAAAUUUAUUUAAUGCUGGGUUGGUGGGCAUAGAGUUAUAUUAAAAUAUAACUCUAUGUUUGUGGGAGAGUGUGGCUGAGUGGUUGGGUUCCUGACUCAUAAUAAGAGGGUCAGGGGUUCGAAUCC
Molecule: messenger RNA, 2229 nt
Organism: Patiria miniata (bat star)
Lineage: Eukaryota; Metazoa; Echinodermata; Asteroidea; Valvatida; Asterinidae
Exons: 1
Coding region: 487-1929 (480 amino acids)
Source: RefSeq, a predicted model, not a curated record